This is a messenger RNA of Fomitopsis serialis, 1084 nucleotides long. RefSeq lists its product as uncharacterized. Lineage: Eukaryota; Fungi; Basidiomycota; Agaricomycetes; Polyporales; Fomitopsidaceae. The coding region runs from base 8 to 802 and encodes 264 amino acids. Gene Ontology annotation, molecular function: FMN binding. The record is from RefSeq and is a predicted model, not a curated record. The transcript has 2 exons.
UUGACGCAUGUCAUAUGUCCGUCGAUGGGAGGAUAAAAGGCGAACUGCGAUGCUGGUCCCUUCAGUCGUACGUCCUAUUGAACCACCUCUACCGCUCGGCCCCAUGGUGUCAGCUCCUCGCUGGUUCGCCGCACUCACGACGGCCCUCGGGCUUCCCGAGAACAAAGGCCAGAUAAUGUAUCAGCUCGCAUCGGUGGAUGCGAACGGCAGCCCACACGUCCGCACCAUCGGACACCGCGGAUUCAUUGAGCCCGAGGACUCUCCUCACCUACCCCUCCUAAUGAGUGCGACGGACAUCAGGACCGCCAAGGUCGCACAGAUCCUCGCAAACCCGCACGUCGAGCUCAUCUGGUGGUUAUCGGGAUCGAUGGAGCAGUUCCGCCUCUCUGGCCUCGUGCGACUAGUCCCUCCUCCUGACGCUCAACUACCCGUGCAACCCACGAAGUUGUCAUCAUCUACCUUUGACAAGUUAGACGGGCAGGGAUUCGAUUGGGAGAAGAAGCGUCAGGAAGCGUACGACGGGCAGCCGCCAUUCUUGAGGGCGGGCUUUGCUCGUCCGCCGCCAGGGAGCAUCAUCGAGAACUACGACGUGGGGAAGAGCUGGGCUGGAGUAGUUCCCAAACUCACCGACGCGCAGAACGAGGAGGAGAAACACGCCUAUGAGAGGGGUUUGCGCAACUUCGCGCUCAUGUUCAUCGAGCCCGUGGAGGUGGACUGGCUGCAGCUGAAGGAGAAGCCCAAUCGGAGGACGAAGUUCAUCAGGAAGGGAGAGGAGUGGUCAGAGUACGUUGCUGUACCCUGAUUGAGGUCUUGUAUGGAAUGCGGUAUGUGCCAACACCUUGGUUGAGUGUAGUCAACAGGGCACUCAUCGGAUAGGUCAAGCUGUACCGUUGAAGAUUCUGAAAUGCUGAGCUCUACGCAUAUGCUACCAAUAAGUUAAGCAGAUUUGAUGCUUGACGGCAGAACGAGUGACCCAGACAACGAGCGUGGCCAUUUGGAUGAUCAUGAAGUCGAUGUGAGCUUCAUCUCAUACUUAUGGUUCAUCAUGUCUGCGAGGCGUUCUGUGGGGACUUGCAGAAUGAUU